Brettanomyces nanus is the source of this 513-nucleotide messenger RNA. RefSeq names its product centromeric DNA-binding histone H3-like protein cse4 (gene CSE4). NCBI's taxonomy places the organism in Eukaryota, Fungi, Ascomycota, Pichiomycetes, Pichiales, Pichiaceae. Bases 1 to 513 code for a protein of 170 amino acids. Gene Ontology annotation, molecular function: structural constituent of chromatin; protein heterodimerization activity; DNA binding. The transcript has a single exon. Gene Ontology annotation, cellular component: nucleosome. The record is from RefSeq and is a predicted model, not a curated record.
AUGGCAAGAUUAAACAAAAACAGAGCAACACCUACAAAAUCUCCACGACAUGUGCUGAUUAAGAGAUCGCCCCCAGAAAUUCCCCCCUCUCCGUCCAGUAGCAGUCGCACCACUACGAGAAGAAGACUGGUUACGCGAAUUGAGGAAGGAUCCACUGACACUGUGUCCAGUGGCCUCUUAAGAAACCAGCCCGGAGAUCCGGUGAUUAAGAAGCGUAGGAAAUACAAGAAUGGAACGGUGGCACUUAGAGAUAUCAAAAGGUAUCAAAAGUCGACCGACCUACUUAUUAGAAAAUUACCCUUUGCUAGAUUGGUCAGAGAGAUCGUCCAGGACGACUUCGGCUCAGACGUUUCGUACAGAUGGCAAUCAGUGGCCAUAUUGGCACUACAAGAAGCCAGCGAGGCUUAUUUGGUGCAUUUGUUUGAGGACACAAACUUAUGUGCUAUUCACGCGAAGAGAGUUACUAUUAUGCAGAAGGAUAUUCACCUAGCAAGGAGAUUGAGAGGUGACUAA